Molecule: messenger RNA, 2175 nt
Organism: Humulus lupulus (European hop)
Lineage: Eukaryota; Viridiplantae; Streptophyta; Magnoliopsida; Rosales; Cannabaceae
Product: probable disease resistance RPP8-like protein 2
Exons: 3
Coding region: 1-2175 (724 amino acids)
Biological process (GO): defense response to other organism
Molecular function (GO): ADP binding
Source: RefSeq, a predicted model, not a curated record
AUGUCUCUUACAAGAAUUGCAUUGAACCAUCAUCGAGCAACCAUUGAUCCUAAGGAUACUUUGAAAGACUAUGCACAAAGAAACCACAUCAAAAGCUUAAGUGAUGUUGAAUUAGCCAAGAAGCUUCAUGACUUUCAGAAAGAGUGGAAAUGUUUGGUGCUCCUUGAUGAUAUAUGGACCACUAAAACUUGGGAUCUUCUAAAACAUGCAUUCCCUCAAGGAGACACAGAUAGCAAGAUCUUACUCACCACUCGGAAUAAGGAUGUAGCUUUGCAUGUGGAUCGACAUGGUUUCAUCCAUGAACCUCAUUUGCUCAGUGACAAUGAGAGUUGGGAGUUGUUUCAGAACAAGUACUUCUGUGUUGGAAUGGAUCCAUCAAGUUCAGACUCGGAUGAUAAUGAAAGGAAGAAAGAACUAGCGGUUGAGAUGCUUAAAAAGUGCGCUGGUUUGCCAUUAGCCAUCAUCGUGCUCGCUGGGCUUCUGUCUAAGAAACACACCAUAUAUGAGUGGGAGCAGAUGAAAAGAAACAUAGUGCGCUGCAUAGGUCAAGGUGAACAACACGAUGACUCAAAAUACCGUAGUGUUUGGUGGGUGUUAGGUUUGAGUUACAGUGAGUUACCAUGUCACUUGAAGCCUUGUUUUUUGUACUUGUCUCGCUACGCUGAAGAUGCUGUGAUAAGAGUAAAAGAGUUGUGCCUUAUACUCAUAGCAGAAGGUUUUAUAUCAUUAAGAGGAAGUUGUAUGGAAACCAUCGAGGAUGUGGCAUAUGAUUGCUUAAGUGAGUUGGUGGAGAGGAGCAUGAUUCAGGUCAAAGAUAUGAGUUCAACAGGAAGGAUAAAAUCAUUUUGCAUUCAUGAUCUCAUGCGAGAUUUGUGCGUGUCUAAAGCUCGAGAUGAAAACUUUCUACAUUUGAUGGAUUUGAGGAAUAAAGUGGAAGAGCCAAUUGAAUCAGUGUCCACUGUCCCGAUAACAAAUGUACGAAGACUUGCCAUUUAUUGUGAUCGUGAAAGUACUGGUAAUGAUUUUGUUCAUAUGGUUCGAAAUAUGGAUGGCUCUCUUAGGUACCUUUCUGUACAUGAGCGACACAUUGCGUUCGAAGGAGGAGUAUUCAGACAUGUCUGCAAUCGCUUUCUGAGGCUUAGAGUUCUGAUCAUUGACUUCCGGGAUUUUCAACGUACCACCAUGUUGCCUAAAGAAAUUGGAAAUCUUAUCCACCUAAGGUUAUUUAGUAUGCCUAAUAGCCGAAUAAAAAUGAUUCCUUCUUAUUUUGGGAAUUGGAGAUGCCUGCAAACUUUGAGAGUAUGGACCGAUAGUGAUAAAAUACCAAAUUCAAUGUGCAAGUUGGAACAGUUGAGGCAUCUAUAUUUUUUAAAUUCUUAUCUCUCUACUGGCGUAAGAAUUGGUGAAUUCUUGAGGUCAACUAAGUCUAGAAAUUUAUUACAGACAUUGGUAGGUAUUCGUACCAAGCAUCUUUUUCUGAGUGAUUUGCUACAGCUGAAGAAUCUCAAGAAAUUAGCAAUUGUUGUGGAUGGAAAUUUUGACUCAUUCUUACACAAUCCCCAAACUCUCACAUUCACUCGUCUUUUGUCUAUACAAGUAACAGCUCUUGGUAAUGACGUCAAGAUAGAUAUUGUUCCUUUGAUUUUAAGCUGUCCUCAAAUUUAUAAGCUUGCACUGGAGUCGCCUGUAGUAAGAUUACCACAAGUCAACCAAUUCCCCCCAAAUCUUAUCAACUUAAGAUUGUUUAAUCUGAGACUUGAGGAUGAUCCAAUGCCAACAUUAGAAAAGCUACCAAAAUUAAGAGUCCUUGUCAUUGAUAGGUAUAGCUUUAUGGGGGAUGAGAUGGUGUGCUCAAGAGGAGGUUUCAAUCGACUUGAAUCUCUUGAGCUUAGUGGUCUACAAGGAUUAAAAGAGUGGAAGGUGGAGGAGAGUGCAUUGUCUAGACUUGGCUAUUUGCGUAUUGAAAAAUGCAGGGGAUUGAGGAGAGUUCCAGAUGGAUUAAGAAGCAUUUCUACACUCCAUGAUAUACUGAUACAUCGUAUGCCUAAGAAAUUCAAAGAAAGGAUGGAAGAAGGAGGAGAGGAUUUCUAUAAAGUCAACCACGUCACAUCUCGUGUGUUUAUCAAGUGUGAUAAAGGUACAUCUCUAUCUAUCUAUCUUGUUCACAAGUUUUGA